AUGCCUCGACACUCCCUUCAAGAAGUGAUAAGGGAACAACAUCAAAAAGCAGCCUCUUCUUCUCCUCCUCCCAAACAAGGUUGGCUGGCUCGGAUGUUAUACGCGGACAAGAGUGCAAAGGGUUGGUUACCCACGAGACAAUUAUCAAUUUUUGUUCCGACCUUGUUUGUGUGUAUGAUGGCGACCACUUUGGUGAUGAAGAGUAAACUUUCAGUAAAGUUCGAAGAUAUUGAUGAAACAACGAAAAAGAAAUGUGAAGUUCACCGCAAAACUGUGAAUGAACUAUUCCGAGAAAAACGGGAAAAGGAUAUGGACGAAGUAUUACUUGAUUAUGAGGUGAGGCUCUGGUCGAGCGGAUAUCAAAACAAGCCUGUCCCUCGCUCUAUUGAGAAUACAGGCAGUGAUGAUGACGAUGAUGCCGGCGAUGAUUAG
This is a messenger RNA of Naegleria fowleri, 432 nucleotides long. RefSeq lists its product as uncharacterized. The record is from RefSeq and is a predicted model, not a curated record. The transcript is spliced from 2 exons. Bases 1 to 432 code for a protein of 143 amino acids. NCBI's taxonomy places the organism in Eukaryota, Heterolobosea, Eutetramitea, Acrasida, Naegleriidae.